CACGCUAAGAUGGCCACAUCAAAAGUCAAGGCCAGGGCGGCCAUGUUCGAGAAGGGCGCGCCGGGCACGGGCACCCCGCCAUCGUUUAGAUCGAUCCCUCGCACGUCCUCUACGCCCGAGUCUCCCCCGGCGGAGCCCGCCCCCCCGCCUGCAACCGCCGGGCGCACAGAAAGGUUCUCGGAUGUGCCCCUCACGGACAUCGCUCCAUCAGCGCCCGAGAUCGCGGAGACACUAGCGGCGCGAGGCGAUCCCGCGGCGACUCCCCCGGCGAAAGAGCACAGGUCCUUCUUCGCCGCCAUCAGCCCCGCCAUCAGCCCCGCCGAUCACCCGGACACCGCCACCCUCCACGCCAGCCCAGGCUGGAAAUCCACCAUGUCCCACCUUCUCACCCGCUCGGCCUCCUCCACCUCGGACCCUUCCCGCGCGCCCUCCCCCCUCGCCUCCGCCUCGCCGCCAACGCUCUCCCCCUCGCCCGCUCCCGCCCUCCACCGGGUAGAAUCGGCGCCCACGAGGGACAGGCGGCUCAGCAAAGACCUGUCUGUGUAUGAAAGGGGCCGGGAAGGAUUUGAAAAGGUGAGAAGCGAGAUGGACAGCGCCGCGAUGGAAAUGCGGCGGGAACGGCAAAGCAGGCGGACGUCGACCUAUAUCAGCAGCGCAGACGCGCCCGCCAUCCGCACCCCGGAUACGAUCCCAGAAACACCAGAAGAGGAAGAAGUCGACUGGACGUUCUGGGGCUCGGUCGUCCAGGGGUAUGAACAAGUCGCUCUUGCGCGUCCAAAAGAUCUGUCCAAGGCUAUCCAGCAGGGUGUUCCCCCAGUCAUACGCGGUGCGGUCUGGCAGCUCAUGUCGUCAUCAAAGUCCCUCGAUUUGGAGGAGGCGUACAAGGCACUACUGAAACUGAGCUCUCCGCAUGAAAAGGCGAUCAUGAAAGACCUGAAUAGGACGUUUCCGAAUCACAAGUACUUUAAAGAAGGAGGAGGUGUAGGGCAAGAAGGAUUAUUCAUGGUCGUCAAGGCCUACAGCUUAUACGAUCAGGAAGUGGGGUAUACCCAGGGCUUGGCAUUCAUCGUGGCCGCUCUCUUGCUCAAUAUGCCGGAUGAAGAAGCGUUUUGCGUCCUUGUCCGUCUAAUGGACUCUUACAACCUGCGCUCCCACUAUACCGCCGAAAUGCAAGGUCUUCAACUUCGUUUAUUCCAAUUCGAUCGGCUGGUAGAAGAGAUCUUACCUCUGCUCCAUACGCAUUUCGUGAGAAAGGGAGUGAAAAGUAGUAUGUAUGCGAGUCAGUGGUUUAUGACACUGUUCAGUUACCGGUUUCCUCUAUCCCUAGUCUAUCGGGUACUGGAUAUCGUCUUUGCGGAAGGUAUCGAAGCUGUUUUCCGAUUCUCGCUCGCACUGCUCAAGAAAUCUGAAGAAAAAUUGGUCCAGCUAGAUUUCGAAGAAAUAUUACAGUUCCUUCAAGCUGAUCUGUUUCAAGUAUAUCGAGCGUCUACCGAAAACGGUGAUGGUGACGCUGGGGCUGGAGAUGGUAAGAAGGAUGGGCAUGAUGUAGAGGAGGAGGAAUGGAAGGCGAACGAGUUUGUCAGAGAUGCGUUCAAGAUACGGAUAACCCCGUUAAUGCUCGACGCCUAUGCCUCGGAAUGGGAGGAACGGUGUCGAGACCAGAAUCGGCAUGCGAUAGAACUUGAUCAAUUGCGGAAUGCGAAUCGUAAUUUGAGCUCUCAAGUUAAACAACUGGAAGCUUCUUUAGCGGCCAUAAAUCAAGAACAUGUCGAGCUUGUCCGACGAUUAGUGAUGAGCAAUAUUGAAAAGGAAGAGAUGGAAAAUGAACUUGUACGAUAUAAAAUGCUCUAUGCCGAGUUGGCACAUGCUCAACAAGAGGCACUUUCCGUCCAUUCCCGCCUUUCGAGCUCAUCCACGGCCGAUACAUUAAAAUCGACGAAAUAAACGAACAAUCAAAAAGAGAAAUGUGUCUUGUAACUAUUAGCUUUGUGAUGAUUUUCUUCCUGACAUACGGACUGUGCAUAUUUCUUUUCCCUUUUUUUUUUUCCUUUUUCUCAUUCAAAAACGAAUAGUAGCAUUAACCCAUUUCCAUCUCCCUUUUCGCAUCAAGCCAUUCUUAAAGGCUUGUCGCAUAUAUAGUUUCCUAGCACAAUGGUCAUACACAUGUAUCUUCACA
Molecule: messenger RNA, 2176 nt
Organism: Cryptococcus deneoformans JEC21
Lineage: Eukaryota; Fungi; Basidiomycota; Tremellomycetes; Tremellales; Cryptococcaceae
Exons: 8
Coding region: 10-1944 (644 amino acids)
Source: RefSeq, a predicted model, not a curated record